GCGGCGCUUUUAGUUGGCAAUGCGAUCGCGACUCGUCUGUAGUCUCCGGUCUCCAGCCUCCAGCCUCCGAAUUCCAGCCACCGAUCUCCGGUUCUCGGUUCUCCGGCUCUCCAUUCUCGGUUUAGAUUACGUCCCGUUCGGUUCGCCAAACUGCGUUGCGCGAAAAAUUGCGUUUAAUUAAAGAAUAAAGGCCAGCGAGCUCCUCAAUUACGGCUGCUCGUGGGAUGAGUCGCCAUAGCCAGCUGAAGCUAGCGAUGCCCUCGGUGCACGGUGCUCCUUCUUCAUCUCAUUCUCCUUCUGCUUCCACUCCUGGUUCCCCUUCGUCCUGCAAAUCGCGGAGUGUGAAGCUCGGCUUGGGUGUCAACCAGCGGAAUGGUCGGGUGCAAUGGUGUCCCGGUCUCACCUGCUGCAAACUGCUUCUGCUUCUUCCAGUGGUGAUGCUGCCGCUGACCCUGGUGCUCAUCCUGAUCAUGCGGCUGGACGGGAUGCUGGCGGCUUUGCAGAUGAACGAGGAGCGGAUGCGGGAUCGGCAGAACGCGGCGAAUGAAGCCUCUCCCUACGUGGAUGACUACGAGUCUUUGCUGCCGGAGGGCAGCACCUACAACGAGCUGAUCAACGAUGAGUUCCUCCUGCCGGCCAGCAAAAGGACGCGACUGGAACUCCUGGCUGCGGAGAGAGCGCGGCGCUGCCAACCUUAUCGCUAUGGGAAUGGUGAGGCCAUAGAGCUGGAGGAGCGCAACUCGCUAAUGAAGGACUCCCGCACCUCCUUUCUGCCACUGGGAAUCCCACGCGAAUGCCUGGGCAGCGGCAUCGAUUUGGACAUCAAGCCGCUGGACGCAGAUCUCGAGCAGCGCCAGCAGAAGCGCUACCAGGAGAUAGCGCCCUACUGGCUGGAGAGGAUCAGGACGCGGGAGCGCCGCGAGGCCGAGCGCCAGGAGGAGGAGGCCAGCUCGGAGAUCAGCGAGGCCACCGCCGCCCUGCAGAGUUUCUGGAACGAGGAGGGCACUCGCGAGGGCAUCCGCAUGGCCCAGGCAAAGACCAUGCGAAGGUACAUGGACAACAAGGUGGAUCCCUGCGUGGACUUCUACAAGUACGCCUGCGGCAACUGGGAGCGCCUGCAUCCGAUACCCAAGGACAAGGCCGGAUUCGAUACCUUCGAAAUGCUGCGCGAGAGUCUGGACUUGGUUCUUCGGAAUCUCCUGGAGAAGAACGCUCCGGUGCAAACGGCUGCGGAGCCGAGGAAGAGCCCAGUGAGGAACACCCUCUUCAAGCUGAACGAACAGGGCGAGGGGGAGGGGGAAGCGGACCAGGCGGCGGAGCGUCUCAAGCGGCACAUCGUCAGCAAGAGGCAGUUGCUCAAUCGGGUUUUGGUGCGCUACAAGCGCUUCUCCAACGGAACCAAGAGGAAACGCCUCAUUGAAUCGCCGCGUGAGAAAACAAAAGAGGAGGAAGCUGGUCCGCCCGCCGCUGUUCCGCCAAAGGAUCGGAUCAAGGAGAAGCAGGAGUCAGAGGACCAGCUCCAUGCUCCGAUGGACCUGUUGAAACCCCAACACGACGCCCAGCUUAAAGCCAAGAAUCUCUACCGCUCCUGUGUGAACAACCAGGUGCUGGCCAAACGGGGAUUGGAACCCCUGCACAAGCUCAUCCGCGAACUGGGCGGCUGGCCAGUUCUGGAGCCCCAGUGGAGCGACUCCCACUUCAAUUGGCAGGUGCUGGCCGCCACAUUAAGGCGCUACAACAACGACAUCCUCAUCGUCCAGUGGGUGGGAGCGGACAUCAAGAACUCCGAGGAGAACAUCGUGCAGUUCGACCAGACGGGUCUGGGCCUUCCCACCAGGGAGUACUUCCUCCAGCCGAGCAACGCCAAGUACUUGCAAGCCUACCAGCGCUACAUGUCCGAGGUGAUGCACAAGAUGGGCGCCUCCAAGUCGGACGCCCAGCGGGUGGCCAACGAGCUGGUGCUCUUCGAGACGCUGCUGGCCGGGAUUACGGCGCCAGCGGAGCAGCGACUCAACGUCACCAAGCUCUACAAACGCAUGACCCUCGACCAACUGCAAUCGGAGGUGCCGGAGAUCAAGUGGCGCGCCUACUUGCAGAGCCUGCAGGAUCGCGAGGUCCUUGGCUCCGAGGAGGUGGUCAUCUACGCGGUGGAGUACAUGAGCAAGUUGGUGACCCUCCUGGACGAAACCGAUUCCCGCACGGUGGCCAACUACAUGAUGUGGCGCUUCGUGCGGCAUCGCAUAAACAACGUGGAUGACAGAUUCGAUGACAUCAAGCAGCACUUCUACCACGCCCUUUUUGGCCGGGAGGAGAGUCCGCAGCGGUGGAAGGUGUGCAUCGCCCAGGUGAACACCAACAUGGGCAUGGCGGUGGGCUCGAUGUUCGUGAGCCGCUACUUCGACAACAACAGCAAGCGGGACACGCUGCGGAUGACCCACGAUCUGCAGCAGGCCUUCCGGGACAUCCUGAAAACCACCGACUGGCUGGACGACACCACCAAGCAACUGGCCGAGGAGAAGGUGAACGCCAUGUCCUUGAAGAUCGGCUACCCGGACUUCAUCCUCAAUCCGGGCGAGCUGAACAGCAAGUAUGCGGGCAUCGAAAUCCAUCCGGAAAAGUACUUUGAGAACACGCUGAACGUUCUGCUCCACACGGCCAAAACGGAGCAGGCCAAGUUGCACGAGCGGGUCAACAAGACCAACUGGCAGACGGCUCCGGCCAUUGUGAAUGCCUACUACAGCCGUAAUAAGAACCAGAUCAUGUUCCCCGCCGGAAUCCUGCAGCCUCCCUUCUACCAUCGGCACUUUCCCAAGUCGCUGAACUUCGGGGGCAUCGGCGUGGUCAUUGGACACGAACUGACCCACGGAUUCGAUGACAAGGGAAGGCUCUUCGAUCGGAACGGCAACAUCCACAAGUGGUGGACGGACUCCUCGAUCCGGGGAUUCGACGAGAGAGCCCGCUGCAUCAUCGCUCAGUACAGCAACUACACAGUGGAGGAGGUGGGAAUCGUUCUCAAUGGAGAGAGUACACAGGGAGAGAACAUCGCGGACAACGGAGGCCUGCGGCAGGCCUUCCACGCCUACCAGCGCUGGAUGAAGGAGCACCCCGGCGAGGUGCAGGACGAGGUCCUGCCGGGCCUGAAUAUGACGGGGCCGCAGCUGUUCUUCCUCAACUUCGGGCAGGUGUGGUGCGGAGCGAUGCGGCCGGAGGCCAUACGGAACAAGCUGAACACGGCCAUCCACAGUCCGGGUCGCUUCCGGGUGAUCGGAACGCUCUCGAAUUCCUACGACUUUGCGCGGGAGUUCAGCUGUCCGCUGGGAUCUCCCAUGAAUCCCGCAAAGAAGUGCAGCGUUUGGUAGCUGCUAAUCCAGAGCUAUAGCCUAAGAGUAUUACUAGUGACGCAUGCCACACAGUUCCAAGCCAAGGACCGAAGGCGACCCAGUUGGUGAGUGCUCGACAGAUGGCCACCCCAGCUGCACCUCCCUGUCGAGGCUCUAAUUGCUCCACUUUGGGCGCCACUUAGUGGAGAAAGUGGUGGUGUCUGGUGCAGCUUCCUUGUGGCUCGUUACCCGUUGCCAGUGCUGUUGUGCCAACAACGACAUCGCACUUCAAUUGGGGCGCACUCACUUAAUUAAUGGUGAUUUAUGCCCAGCAGUUGGCUCAGUUUCUUGCCCGGGGAGCAACUUCUCCAAUUGUCUUUCCAAUAAAACUGCAAUUGGUGCGUGCCACUUGGAAUUCUGCCGGGGUUGGAAGUUACACAGCAUACUACACUACAUAUAUAGCUUAUCUGCCCAUAAACAUUACAAUGUUCGAUUAAGAUUUACAUCUCUGUUUUAGGUUUCAAUUGACGAAACAGCCGGCGGGUCAUCCCCAAAGAAAUGGGAUUUAUCCACUCCCAUCAUUACAAAGAUUAUGUGCCAAAAAUUCACUUCAAAUCUAUAUAUUUUUGUUAGCCCUUAACUAUUUAUAUUUGUAACUUGCAAUAGUUUAGUUUACGAUGCAAUUUAUGUUUGUGAUAAUUCUAAUUAAAUGUAUAUGAUCAAA
Drosophila ficusphila is the source of this 4044-nucleotide messenger RNA. It is a transcript of the gene Nep4, whose product is annotated as neprilysin-4. The record is from RefSeq and is a predicted model, not a curated record. Gene Ontology annotation, biological process: protein processing. The transcript has 3 exons. Bases 225 to 3359 code for a protein of 1044 amino acids. Gene Ontology annotation, molecular function: metalloendopeptidase activity. NCBI's taxonomy places the organism in Eukaryota, Metazoa, Arthropoda, Insecta, Diptera, Drosophilidae. Gene Ontology annotation, cellular component: plasma membrane.